GCAAAAAAAAAAAACAGAAAAGAUGAAACGAUAAGUUGUUAGGAAAAAAAAAGUUUCAUCGAUAAGGUAUUUCUCAAAACGUUGUUGGGCUCAUCAAUCUACGGCCUAUAUGCGUCGUAUCCGCCAGUGACCAUCCGUCAGACAUCACGUGACUUCGUGAUUAACCCGGCGCAAACUGGAGCGCGCGGAAGAACGAAUAUAACAGGGCGUAACAGGGUAUGGAACAAGUUAUUACUUCCCAUUUUUCGACAACAAUGAUUCACGUACAACAUUCAUAAUGUGUAGUACUAAAAAUUUGGGUUUUUAUCGUAUAAAAACUCGGGAUUAGAGGUUCAUCAGUCUUAUAGGCCCGGCUGCUCUCGACAGUCAUGAAAAUGAAAAUGUAUUUUGUUCUUUAUCUCACAAAAGUUUUUUAUUUUUCAGUCAUUUUAUUCAGCCAAAUCCUACGCUGACCCCAAUCCUUUAAGAGUCUAGUAGCUGGUUGUUUCUAUUCUUCUUUUUCUUCUUUGUUAAUUUGAAGUCUGUUUUUAAAAAUAAAAUAAAAAUGUUUUAAACCAUUUUUCCGCACUGCCAAUUGUAGCAUAAGAAAACGACAGCCAAGAAAAAUUCCAGAAUAAUUCACGAAUUAGAUGUCGUAGCACGACCGAGAUAAGUCGAUAUAGUAACCUUGAUUGGGAGAUAAAAGCCUGUCAGCAAAUAUUAAGCUAAAUAUAUAUCCUCUGAACUCGGUCUAUUAUUUUCAGCUCGUCGUGCAGCAACCCCGGCCCCCGUUUGACGGCAAUCCAUUGCACGGAAGACUCUCAUUUUGAGCUUCCAAAAGAAUUUUUUUCCUUUUUUCCUUCGCGGAAACUUUUUUUUUCACAACAUUUUUCGGCCCAGUUUAAGUUGAAGACCGACGAUCAAUUUCGAAUGAAUCACGAAUUUUCCCGCUCAGCAAUAUAUAUGCUAUUACGACAUACAUAUAUAGCAGCAGCAGCAUAUCAAUAAAGUAUAGAAAGCUAUAGACUUAUUAGGCACAUGUCUGUAAAUGAGUUGUUCGUGAAGUUUGCUGAUGAUUGCCGACGAUCGAUAUCAAAUGGAGCAGUCUGACAUGACCCGCGCGUUUCCCUUUUACAUGUCGUGACCGUACGACCGAUUGCAGGUCGAUUCAACCUACUACAUAACAUGUUAUACUAUAUCGAAUUGAUGAUGGACGAGUCUAUAUACUAUAAUCACCUUUAUACAGGUUUACAUUGAUACAAUAAGUUUCCACCAUCAAAGUUUUCCAGGAAAAUAGUCUAUGGCUCUCGCAUGGAAACCAUCAAUCGAUAUUAUUGGUUCAAAGUGAUUUUAUGGCCUAGACGAUAUUAUACGUGUCCGGUACUAUAUACUACAUGUGCGCGAUGCGAAGUUGUAUAUAUUGCACUGCACAAGGUUAUCGGAACCCGGUGUCAAAAGUGUUUACUAAAAGUUAUUCAAUCCGACUCUCUCUAACGGCGGUCUAUAAGAUAUUUUGCGUUUCAGAUUAUAAGUUAGGCGAAGCACAUAUUUGGAUCGACUAUAAUGUUACACCGCCGACUAAUUCAUUCCUUCCGACAUAUUUGCGUCGCUGAUAAACAGCGCAACUGCGUCAUAUUUUUUCUGAAAUUGUACUGAACUGAAUCACGUGGGAAUUUGGGCGAUUUUUCCGACUCGAAUUUAUGAAUUCGAGAACUGAUUGCGUUAUGACGUUCUGUAUGAACUUUAUUAUUUAAAAAAAAAAGAUUGCCGAGUGUCAUAAACGGGUGUUUUUCGUGAUUGCGAUGUUUAAUGACUUUCGUUUUUACAAGCCUCAUAAACGCCAAAAUGAUGAGCGCAGAAAAAAAGGGACUAGACGAACUUGUUUUUCCAUCCAUCCGUUUGCUUCUUUUUGAUUCUCUCUCCUGGUGUGUGUUCGGAUUACAUCAGAAUGCCAGACACAACACAUGAUGGAUCGAUUUUAUUUCUAGGAAAGCCUGUAUAUAUCUCACGGCACGUGUAUUUAUUAUAUGUGAACGGCGCCAACAAUAAGCCCUCUCAUUCACUCAUCCGUCCAAUCUAUUAUACAUCUUUCGUGAGGAUACGCCAAACACACCAGAUGGCUCUGCUGGUGUCAAUGUUUUUCUUUUGUUUCAACUAGCAGUCGACGGCCGCACACAAUCACGUGGCGGCGUUUGAUAGAGCGGAACAAAGUGUAAAUAAUAACCACUAGACUCUUGAAUUAUUUCCCAAGUUUUUAACGACAAUUUUUUAAGAGCUUCCUGGAGUUGUUGCUUGUCAAACUUUGUGAUUGCUAUUAAUAAGCGGGCUGCGAAUGUACAACUCGGUCGGUAAGUGGCUAGUUAUUCCAUCAGCACGAACUGCUUCUCGUCAAUUUAGUUUGUCUAAUCGCUGCAAUGAAUCCCGCCAACGUUUUGAACGCUUGUUGGUUCUCGAUUUUGAGGCCACCUGCGAUAGCCAACGUGGCACCAUUCGACCACAGGAGAUUAUCGAGUUCCCUGUUCUCAAUGUGGAGACAAAUGGGUUUGAGAUAGUGGGCACUUUUCAUCGCUAUGUCAAACCACAAGUCCACCCCACCCUGACACCUUUCUGCACCAGCCUCACAGGGAUUAUUCAGGAUAUGGUCGAAGAUGCAGCCCCCUUGAAAGAAGUAAUGGAAGACUUCCACAAAUGGCUCCUAUCUCAACAUCUGCUAAACAAAGAAUUCGCUGUCGUGACUUGCGGCGAUUGGGACUUGAAGGAGCUCCUCCCACGUCAAUUCCUCCAUACGGGACAGGUCGUACCUGCUUAUUUCAAGUCGUGGAUCAAUAUCAAGAUGAUAUUCGCCGAGUCCACUGGAGUUUACCCACGUAAUCUGCCUCACAUGUUGUCCCACGCCAAACUGGUCCAUUUUGGUCGAUUACACAGUGGAAUUGAUGAUUGCCAUAAUAUUGCAGCGGUUGUUCGUUUCCUGGGCCGGCGUUCUCAGUGCUGGCGACUGACAAGUUUUUUGGAAGAUUAAAUAACAACAAUUGAGUAUUAUCCGUGUCAGAAAAUAAAGCUCACUUGAACCGUAUCGUCCAUUAUUGUCGGCCAGAAAGUGCAGUGCAUAAAAAAAAGGACAAUUUCACGUACAUACAUACCGCCCUUGUCUAUAUUAUAUAUAAAAGGGUUAAAAAAUCA
Messenger RNA from Daphnia pulicaria, 3159 nucleotides. RefSeq names its product ERI1 exoribonuclease 3-like. Lineage: Eukaryota; Metazoa; Arthropoda; Branchiopoda; Diplostraca; Daphniidae. Gene Ontology annotation, molecular function: 3'-5'-RNA exonuclease activity; nucleic acid binding. The coding region runs from base 2312 to 2998 and encodes 228 amino acids. The transcript is spliced from 5 exons. The record is from RefSeq and is a predicted model, not a curated record. Gene Ontology annotation, biological process: exonucleolytic trimming to generate mature 3'-end of 5.8S rRNA from tricistronic rRNA transcript (SSU-rRNA, 5.8S rRNA, LSU-rRNA).